CCACUUCUGAGCACGGGUUGGGCUGCUCGCCUCUGGUUUCUAGCUCUCUUUUUUCUUUUUCUUUUUCUAGCUUUUUAAACCGGUCGAACUCGAAUUCCCUGAGGAAACUUGCACCCUGUGCCUGAUAAUCUCUCGCAUAAGCUCACGCUUCAGCCCGACAAGCCUCCGUCGAGGUAUCUUAAGAACCAAGAGAGACUCUAAGCGUGCCGUCCUCCAUUCCAUAACCACCACUCGUUCCAUCUUCGAUCCUCAAGUAGCCUCUGUUCGGCAGACUUCGCACGCGUCGCCAUCAUCCCCGUCAGCGUUCGCAUCCCAUCGCGACCAAUGGCCUCUCGGCAUCUGCUGCUCCUCGGACUUGUUCUCGCCGUAGCCUGCACCGGCUUGGCGGAGGGUAAGACGAUAACGGUGGGGCAGAGCAGCGACUUCUGGAGUUACAUCAGCCCGUGGGCGUACGGCGUUAACAACUGGAAGCAGCCCACUGUCGUCGCCGGGGACGUCCUCGUGUUCCGCUGGAUCGGCCUGCGCAACGUGCUGCAGUGGGCGACGCCCCUCGGGUACACGGCGUGCUGGUUCGGGUUCGCCAAGACCGUGUCGCCUCAAGCGUACUGGGGCUUUAAGCGGUACGUGGUGCAGCUGACGGAGACGCGCAGCACGCUCUACUUCGGCAGCAGCAUCGGCGACGACUGCGCGCGCGACAUCAAAGUCCGCAUCAACGUGUCGUAGAGCGUGCUGCGCGCAGUCGUCGCCGAUGCUGCUGCCGAAGUAGAGCGCAUCAACGACUCGUGACGCUCGUCCAGGUCCGCAUCGUCCAGGUCCGCAUCAGCGCGGCGAGCGGCGGAGGAGAUUCGUCAAGUGUGUUCAAGUGGAAAGGCUGACGAAUGGGGUUUGAUAAGGGGGGGGGAGUGCGGGGGUGCGAGCAGGGGCGGAUGGGGUUGGGGGAGGAGCACGAAGCAAGGAAGGGCGGGCUGCGGCCGUGUCCUCUUGCUGCGUUGCUUGUGUCCGUUUGCAGGCACUCGUUAUUCUAGGGUAGGACCAAGACAGAGAGGCACAUAAUCCGUGUGCUAUCCACGCCCUGUAGCAUUGCAGCAUUGUGCAUAUACCAGUACUAGUGGAGCCCUGGGCGCAUUCGUCCAUACUACCUAUCAGACUUAACCCGCACUAGCAGUGGCCUGCUCUAGGCAGCGCCGCCAAGCCAGGCAGCAGCCGUCGGGCACCUGUACUGCCGCUCAUGCAGCGACAGUCUUGAUGAGGAUUU
Closterium sp. NIES-67 is the source of this 1255-nucleotide messenger RNA. Lineage: Eukaryota; Viridiplantae; Streptophyta; Zygnematophyceae; Desmidiales; Closteriaceae. The record is from the annotation of a GenBank genome assembly.